AUUCAAAAUGCCUCCACGGCUACAAUUGCUACGGCGUGCAGCCGUCUCCAUACCGACACAGAUUUCGCCAGCAUACCAGCCGAUUGCGCCUUUCCUCUACCCUUUCCUGAGUCAACAACGAAACGCCUCGAUUCUCUCAUCCCUAUCUGAUAAUAAAGGCGCGUACAACAAGCCCAUCAGGCGCGGUCGUGGUCCUGCCAGCGGGAAGGGCAAGACAUCUGGGCGUGGUCACAAGGGUCAAAAGCAGCACGGAAAAGUGCCUGCAGGCUUCAAUGGAGGUCAGACGCCUGACUGGAUAGUGGCUGGCCCGCGAGGCUUCAAAAAUCACUUCUCCGUGGACAUGACCAAGGUCAACCUCAAUCGCAUCCAGGACUGGAUUAACCGAGGCCGCCUGGAUCCUUCUCAGCCCAUUACGUUAAAGGAAUUAAAUGAAUCGCGCUGCGUGCACGGCGUGAAAGAUGGCGUGAAAUUGCUUGCACGUGGCAAAGACGAGCUCACGACGCCCAUCAAUAUUGUGGUAUCACGAGCGAGCGCCGAAGCCAUCAAUACAAUCGAGAAGCUUGGAGGUACCGUAACGACACGCUAUUACACCAACUUCGCGAUCAAAAGAAUCAUCAGGGGCGAAAUGGACCCCAUCCACAGCCUGCAAUCGCGUAUCAACAUUGCCAGUGCGGACCGUGGUGUAGAUGAGGUAGACGUGGACAAAGUGGCGGAUGCUCUUACGCAGGAGGAAAGAAGAUACCGCUUUAGGUUACCGGAUCCUACGAGCAGAAAGCACUUGGAAUACUACCGAGAUUCCGCACAUAGAGGCUACCUCAGCCAUUUGGUUGGCGAAGGGCAAGGGCCAAGUCUGUUCUUCAAGACACCUGGCGCUACUGGCAAGACCGAGGAAAAGAAGAAGAGAGCUGCGAAAAAAGCUGCUGCGAGCAAAGCUGCAGGCAAUCGGAUAUGGUGAUUUAUGUCGCCCUUCGCGCCUGGUCCUGCCCGCCCCCAUGUUCGUUGACUCGAGACUAGCCCUGCUAGGAUUCAGAGCAAGCAGAGCAGAAGUUCAUCAUGAAAGCCAGCAGAAAGAGAAUGGCCUCACCACAAACCAAUGCAAAAUCCCGCGGCGCAGAGACAGGUUGGUUCCAUGAAGCAGCAUUUAGCUCAACAAUUCUCUUAUAUCCUCAAUCCUUUGCAUCUUCUUCUCCUCCUCGCUCAUCAUGCCAAGCGAACUGGCACUGCGUCAGAAGUUAGCAAUUGUUCGUACCAACAGCAGACGUUGAUAAAGGGCAAUCAUUACUCACAUAAACUUCUUUCUCUCCUGCACUGUUCAACAAGGGAUUAGCACAAUGAUCAUCCUCCACGAUUUCAUGCCGUUGAGCACUUACCUCGGAGCAUCUUCUCUUCGAUAGUUCCCUCAACCACGUAUCUAAUCACUUCAACACUGCGCCAGAAGUUAGCAAUUGUUCGCACCAACAGACAUUGAUAAGGAGCAAUCAUUACUCAUGAGUCUGGCCCAUACGAUGCACACGAUCGAUGGCUUGCGCUUCAACGGCAAAACUCCACCAUGGAUCCAUCAUGAAGACUCUACGCGCACAUGUCAAGUUGAGUCCAAC
Molecule: messenger RNA, 1598 nt
Organism: Sphaerulina musiva SO2202
Lineage: Eukaryota; Fungi; Ascomycota; Dothideomycetes; Mycosphaerellales; Mycosphaerellaceae
Product: ribosomal protein L15
Exons: 2
Coding region: 8-955 (315 amino acids)
Biological process (GO): translation
Cellular component (GO): mitochondrial large ribosomal subunit
Molecular function (GO): structural constituent of ribosome
Source: RefSeq, a predicted model, not a curated record